Rhinolophus ferrumequinum (greater horseshoe bat) is the source of this 785-nucleotide messenger RNA. It is a transcript of the gene PPDPF, whose product is annotated as pancreatic progenitor cell differentiation and proliferation factor. The record is from RefSeq and is a predicted model, not a curated record. Gene Ontology annotation, biological process: cell differentiation; multicellular organism development. The transcript is spliced from 5 exons. The coding region runs from base 184 to 528 and encodes 114 amino acids. NCBI's taxonomy places the organism in Eukaryota, Metazoa, Chordata, Mammalia, Chiroptera, Rhinolophidae.
GUGAUAUAAGCGGGCAAGUCCGCGCGUGCGCGUCCCGCGCCUCUUGGUCGUGGAGAGGCGUCACGCGGUCUCUUCUGCAAAUGGGCUCCGUGGCCUAGCGCCCCCGUCCCCGCCACCCCUGAUCUUGCGCCGAGGCCCGCGAGGGGUCGCCGCCGAGGUUUUCACCAGCUCACAGGCAAGAGCAUGGCAGCCAUCCCCUCCAGCGGCUCGCUCGUGGCCACCCACGACUAUUACCGGCGCCGCCUGGGUUCCACUUCCAGUAACAGCUCCUGUGGAAGUGCGGAGUGUCCUGGGGAAGCCAUCCCCCACCCCCCUGGUCUCCCCAAGGCUGACCCGGGUCACUGGUGGGCGAGCUUCUUUUUUGGGAAGUCCACUGCCCCAUUCAUGGCCACAGUGCUGGAGUCCCCAGAGCUCUCACCAUCUCUCCAGGGCUCCAGCAGCAUGAUCGCCUGUGACCUGGCUCGGGAAGCCACAAGGAAGCAGCCUGGUGGCCAGCCUAGCAAAGCCAACGCUGGGCCCCCAUCCUGAGUGGCCACCACCAGCCACAAGACUUCCAGAGGCGCUAGGCUCUUUUGAGCCCCCCACCCCCCAUCCCCCAUAGGCUAGGCAGGCCGCAGCAAGCAGAAGCAGUUGGGUUCUUUUCUAUCAAAACAGCAAAACACCAAAAAGGAACUUGAGAGCCUCGCUCUUUACUCUCCGAGCCACACGUGAGCCUGCUGCCAUCCCGUAACCGUGUGCCUUGCACCAAGUGGCAAAUAAACAAGCAGCCAGGUGGUGCAUGUGAA